Molecule: messenger RNA, 2752 nt
Organism: Pogona vitticeps (central bearded dragon)
Lineage: Eukaryota; Metazoa; Chordata; Lepidosauria; Squamata; Agamidae
Gene: ETFDH
Product: electron transfer flavoprotein dehydrogenase
Biological process (GO): electron transport chain
Cellular component (GO): mitochondrial inner membrane
Molecular function (GO): electron-transferring-flavoprotein dehydrogenase activity; iron-sulfur cluster binding
Source: RefSeq, a predicted model, not a curated record
GGCGGAGUUUCUCCUGCUGGGCUUGCUGGGAAUUUUUUUCCUCCCAAGAGAUCGCCCCGCCGAGAAGCUCUCGCAUUUCCGAACACUGAUUGCCAGUGUGGGCUCUCCGCCCGACGUUUGUGGGCGAGUUCAGUUUGCUGCUGCUGCUCCUUCCUUGGACGUGGAGGAUGAUGGAAUCUGACCUGUGACUUUCUAGGGGGGCUGCGAAGACAGGGCACAGAUGCACGUGAGAACUCAAGAAAGCCCCUUCGGAGAAGUGAGGAAGUAAGAGAAGGGGGAUCAUCCCCAGGGCACUGAGUUGUCCGGGAUUUCUUAAAACCUCUUUGCCAUGCUUUUCCCUGCCUGCCAGGUUUCCCGUCAAGCACAUCGUUGUCUGUGUGUCUUGAAGCCACCAAGAAAAGUCUGUCUUCUGCCUUUUAGUGCAGCACGAUGGGCUUCCUCUUCCGCUGUGCCUCGUAUUACUACCCACUAUUCCAUUCACCCCCGGGAAAAAGACCAACGAUGGGAAGGGGUGAACAUGGAAAGAUUUGCAGAAGAAGCUGAUGUUGUUAUAGUUGGAGGAGGCCCUGCAGGACUGGCCGCAGCUAUUCGACUCAAGCAACUGGCUGGUGAACAUGGCAAAGAAAUCCGUGUGUGCUUGGUGGAGAAAGCCGCUCAGCUUGGUGCACAUACACUUUCUGGGGCUUGCCUUGAGCCACGUGCCUUAGAAGAACUUUUCCCAGACUGGAAAGAGCGAGGGGCUCCACUACAUACCCCUGUAACAGAAGACAAGUUUGGAAUAUUAACAAAGAAUUCUAGAAUCCCAGUUCCUAUUCUUCCAGGCCUUCCGAUGUCUAAUCAUGGGAAUUACAUAGUUCGUCUAGGGCACUUUGUGAGCUGGUUGGGUGAACAAGCAGAAGCACUCGGUGUUGAAGUUUACCCAGGCUAUGCAGCAGCUGAGGUUCUGUUCCAUGAAGAUGGCAGUGUGAAAGGGAUUGCCACAAAUGAUGUUGGCAUUCAAAAGGAUGGGGCUCCUAAGUCUACAUUUGAAAGAGGCUUGGAACUGCAUGCCAAAAUCACAGUGUUUGCAGAAGGCUGCCAUGGACAUCUUGCAAAGCAGUUAUAUGACAGAUACAAUCUAAGGGAGAAUUGCCAGCCCCAGACUUACGGCAUUGGACUUAAAGAGCUCUGGCUUAUUGAUGAAAAGAAAUGGAAACCAGGAAGAGUGGAACAUACAGUUGGCUGGCCUUUGGACAGACAUACAUAUGGAGGAUCGUUUCUUUAUCAUCUGAAUGAGGGUGAACCACUAAUAGCUCUUGGGUUUGUGGUUGGUUUGGAUUAUCAAAACCCAUACUUGAACCCAUUUAAGGAAUUUCAGAGGUGGAAGCACCAUUCCUGUGUGCAGCCUACUUUAGAAGGUGGGAAAAGGAUUGCUUAUGGUGCCCGAGCUCUUAAUGAAGGUGGUUUCCAGUCUAUCCCCAAACUCACCUUUCCUGGUGGGGCCCUUAUUGGCUGCAGCCCAGGUUUCAUCAACGUUCCUAAGAUUAAAGGGACACACACUGCCAUGAAAAGUGGCAUGCUGGCUUCAGAAGCCAUUUUCAACCAGCUCACUCAGGAAAAUCCUCAAUCAAACACCCAAGGGCUUAAUAUACCUGAAUAUGAAGAAAAUCUGAAGAAAUCAUGGGUAUGGAAAGAGCUGUAUGCGGUCAGAAAUAUCCGUCCCUCCUGCCAUGGAGUCCUGGGUGUGUAUGGAGGAAUGAUUUAUACUGGCAUAUUUUAUUGGAUAUUUAGAGGAAUGGAGCCUUGGACCUUGAAACAUCCAGGGACAGAUGCAAAGCAGCUGAAGCCAGCCAAAGACUGCACACCUAUUGAAUACCCCAAACCUGACGGAAAAAUCAGUUUUGAUUUGCUUUCAUCAGUGGCUUUGAGUGGCACAAAUCAUGAACAUGACCAACCACCUCAUUUAACUCUGAAGAAUGACAGUGUUCCUGUCAACCACAACCUAGCUAUAUAUGAUGGACCUGAACAAAGAUUCUGCCCUGCAGGAGUUUAUGAAUAUGUUCCUGUGGAAACUGGAGAAGGCUUGCGAUUACAGAUAAAUGCUCAGAACUGUGUCCACUGCAAGACUUGUGAUAUUAAAGAUCCCAGCCAAAAUAUCAAUUGGGUUGUACCGGAAGGUGGAGGGGGACCAGCUUAUAAUGGAAUGUAGCCUCAAUCAAGAAGAACUCUUUGCCAAUGUACACAGUCAUAAGUUGAUUUUGGUACUACUAUUUGAAACUAAAAGCUUUCCAUGAUUGGAAUGGUCCUCUGGAUUAGGAUUCUGCUGGAGGCUGGAACUUGGUGCCUUACACAGUAAAAUAUAAAGUGAAGUGUGUUCAGAUACACCAGACUUAUUUGAGUUUAUUUUGUAAGACACAUAAAUGAGAAAGUGCUUUAAAACGAGUCAAAAUAUAUUUUGGCCCAUUUACCUAUAGCCACCCAGAGACCUUUGGGUAGCGUGGGCGGCAUAUAAAUUAAAUAAAUAAAUUUUGGUACGUAUUAAUAAUGGAUAUAAUUCAGAGCAGAGGACAUGAAAGUAGACAUUAAAAUAUUUUGUAACCAUUAUGUGUCUUUUGCUGAGCUCUGAACAGCUGAUAGAUGAAUUUGACCUGAAAGCUUGAAGAUCCCCAACACAGACUUUCAUAUUAUACAAAGAACAGGGCAAUGUUGACUAUGGACUGUUUGGUAUUACAUCAUUUUGUUAAGAAAUAAAGCGUGCUUUCUGUGUGUGACA